Molecule: messenger RNA, 1867 nt
Organism: Brienomyrus brachyistius
Lineage: Eukaryota; Metazoa; Chordata; Actinopteri; Osteoglossiformes; Mormyridae
Product: keratin, type I cytoskeletal 18-like
Exons: 8
Coding region: 83-1339 (418 amino acids)
Molecular function (GO): structural molecule activity
Source: RefSeq, a predicted model, not a curated record
AUCCUUAGUCCUUCCUCCUCACAUACCUGUUCAUGUCAUACCGUCGACUUCUGAAUCCAAGCCACUACAUACGUGCACCAUCAUGUCUUUUCCAGCGAGGAACACGAAUGCCCCCCGAGACUUCUCCAGCGCCAGCGCCGCGGGAAACCCGCAGCAAAGGGGUAUCGUCUCCAGGGCCAGCAGCCUGUACGGGGACGCGGGCUCCAGGCCCGUCGCGGCCAGCGUACCUUUGCGUUCAAACGCGCGGCCGGAGAACCCCGAGAGUCCGAGACCUGAUGACAAGGAAACCAUGAAGGGUCUAAACACCCGUCUGGCUGAUUAUCUGAAUCAGGUCAGAGAGCUGGAGCAGUCCAACGGCAGACUGGAGGAGCAGAUACAGGACUUGCUGGACCAGCGGGGAAUUGCCAGCGCUCGCGAUUGGAACACCCUCGACCCUAAGCUGGCUGACCUCCGCAAGCAGGUCCGGGAUGGUACCAUGGCGAAUGCGCGACUCAUGCUGCAGCUGGACAACUCCCAGCUUGCCACCGAAGACUUCAAAGUCAAGUUCGAUAGUGAAAAUUCCUUGCGGCAGAUAGUGGAGCUCGACGUCAACAACCUUCGCAAGAUUAUUGAUGACACCAACAUGACUAACAUGCAUCUGGAGAGCCAGAUUGAAGGACUGAAUGAGGAUCUGGUUUACCUGAAGAAGAAACAUAAAGAGGAAGUGGAGCAACUGUGCAAGAAGAUUUCUGAGUCCAACAUCAGCGUGGAGGUGGAUAGUGGUGAGGUUCCCGACCUCAGCGAGAUAAUCGCCAAAGUCCGCAAGCAGUAUGAGAAGACCGCUCAGAAGAACCUAGCGGACACCAACGCCUGGUACAAGAACAAGUUUGAUACCGUGAAAGCCGAGGAGGCCAACAACACGGAUGCACUGCAGGAGGGGAGGACUGAGCUGAAUGAGCUUCUGAAGCAGAAGCGGAUGGUGGAGAUUGAGUUGCAGACGACAGGCAAUGCGAAUCGCUCUCUGGAGAACAUGUUGAAUGACAUCGAAGCCAACAUUCAACAAGACCUUUCCAGCGUCAACCAGGUCAUCAAACAGCUGGAGGAGGAGCUUAGAAAGGUUCGCACCCAGGCUGAGUGCCAGGCACAGGAUUACGAAGCCCUGCUCAAUACAAAGACCAAGCUGGAGGCUGAGAUCAGCCAAUAUGCGCAGCUCCUACAGGAAGUCGACAGUGAGUUUGAGAGGCUAGAGCAUGCGCUGCAGCCAGGACAAAAGGAUGAGCAGAAGGUGCCUGGGGGAGAGGUGAAGGUAGAUGCCCCACAACCACCCCCAAAAGAGGGGGGAGGUGGGCCCAGUGUGUGAGCUUACAGCCCCCCAGCCAGAUCCAGAGUGUGCUUCUUUUUAAGUCUUUUCAAGCUUUUUUGAUUUUUUUUUUCUCACACACACAAAUAUAUGCUGUACGCAUGUGCAGUGAAAUGCUUUUUCUGCCUGCUUCCUGUAUUCCUGGUGUAAUUUGGGUGAAAAUGGUCAAUAAACAGCUUUGAGUCUACGUGUGCCUGUCCCCUUCCCUCUCAAAAUGUAACCUUACACAGUUCCUCUGUCUGCUAUCCACUGCCUCUGUCAGUUUGCGUUAUCCAAUAGCACCCUCUGUGGUGUCAGUCAUAACAGCAGGUCAGGGAUCUGUGCCUUUGUUCUGGGUUCAAGUUUGUAGGUUCAAGUCAACUGCUCUAGGGGUGACCCCAGACUUACUGGCACCUCUACAAAUCUAUGUGUCUGUCUCUUAAUAAGAUGUGAAGUAUCCACAUGUGCCUGAACUUGUGUUUGUAGAAAUGGCAAAUAAAUAAAGCAUCUCAGUACCAAGGGCUCAUAAAAAGACUCUCUGUGUACAAA